AUGACCAGCGCGCACGGCCUACCCAAAGUCUGUGCGUACGAGUCCGUGCGUAAAGUUGAUGACCUCCUUGGCGCGGCUCCUUUCCGUGAGCGCUCUGAGGUGCGCCGCUGCGUGGAGUCUGGUAUAAACAAACUUUUACGCACAACAAAAGCGCGCGCUGCCUCCUCGUUUAUCUCCGUCCAGGUGUCAUGUGCAGUGGGCGGUGUGUGGCUGCAGCAGCGGGAGGAGGAGGAAGAGCAGCUCGCCGCACUGAUCGCCAUCGCGACGCAGGCCGAGAUGGAAGCGUUUGUGCGGGGCGUCCAGAGCAGACUCACGGAGGAGCUGUGGGACUCUCCGGUGCAUGUGGUCCUUGGGGGUCCUCAGCCUGAUGUGGACACGGUGGCUGCAACACUGUGCCUAGCUCUGCAUCUCAGCCUGAAGCAGCAGUCAGACGUGCUGGUGGUCCCAGUGCUGUGCGGAGGAGAUGUGCCCCAAGACACAUGCUCUCUACUGGCCACACUGGGACUAAGUAAGGGUCUACUGCUCAGGAGGGACCACCUGGACCUGCUCUCACUGCAGGAGCGACGUCCGCUGACCCUCACGCUGCUACGGGACGGACUACUGCAGGGCUCUGAGCUCCGUGCUCUGCAGCCCUCGGUCCGGCGCGUGGUCCACAGCGGAGACCCGGAGAGCGCGGGGUCCUUGGCGCUGAUGACGGUGGCCCGGGAGAUUCUUCAAGAGGCACCAGAGCACGUCGGCCUGCCGCUGGGGCCCACGCUGAGAGAAGCCUUGCUGCUGCAGAGAGAGGCGCUGUGGCUCCAACAUGGCCAACACUCUGAAGAAGUGGAAGAAAUCCUCAGACUCUUGGAGCAAGUCAGACACAGGAAACCAGCUAAACUGCCAGACUGGGAGCAGCUCCUGACCAAAGAGCCCAAAGAGUUUUCCGACGGUGAGAUGACUAUUGUGCUCACGGCGGUCACCACAGAAACAAAGCCGAGUGUGAAGCAGCUGGGAUGA
Messenger RNA from Knipowitschia caucasica, 996 nucleotides. Lineage: Eukaryota; Metazoa; Chordata; Actinopteri; Gobiiformes; Gobiidae. The record is from the annotation of a GenBank genome assembly.